UUGGACUUGAUGCAGCUGGUAAAACAACUAUUUUGUACAAAUUGAAGCUUGGUGAAAUUGUUACCACUAUUCCUACUAUUGGCUUCAACGUAGAAACUGUUGAGUACAAGAACAUCAGCUUCACUGUAUGGGAUGUUGGUGGCCAGGAUAAAAUCCGCCCUUUGUGGCGGCACUAUUUCCAGAACACGCAGGGCCUCAUAUUUGUGGUGGACAGCAAUGACCGAGAGAGAAUCAGUGAAGCUUCUGAAGAGCUCACAAAGAUGUUGCAAGAAGAUGAGCUGCGCGAUGCGGUUCUCUUGGUGUUUGCAAACAAGCAGGAUCUGCCCAACGCCAUGACGGCUGCUGAAGUCACUGAUAAGCUUGGGCUCAACCAACUCAGAAACAAGAGGUGGUACAUCCAGGCGACUUGUGCCUGUCAAGGGGAUGGUCUCUACGAAGGACUGGACUGGCUCUCUAACGAGCUCUCCAAGAAGUAAUUAGAGGUUUCAUCACCGCCCCCAUCCCAGCUGAUAACUGGUGUAAACGAUCGCUAGAUUCACUCGGCUAGAUCAUCACCCGUAGAAACUACCUGCACGUGAUCUCCAGCGUCUAGUACUGCAUCAGGGGGAAUGAGAACGACCUUAGAUCGUUAUUGUAUUUUUUUCAUGUAAUGUAUUUUUUUCAUCACUCUAAUAGGCUAAGUUUGUAAACUUACUGAGCUGUCAGGAUGAUGUAAGUGAAGGCAGCCAGCUGUGCAGAAAGCCUGGUAUUGUUCGAACCUUGAUGUUCAACGUUCUUUGCAAUCAUUGAACAGCCUGGCUAUCGAGAGACGUGGUAUCACUUUUCACCUCUCAUGAUUUGCGAUUGUAUGUUCUAUUUUUUAAGUGCACUUCACUAAAGCAUUUUCCCAGUUGAUAUAUUGCAACGGCUAGUUGAUUUUCCUUAAUUACACGUUUCAUUGGCUUGUGAGCUACAUUUUGGUUUAAUGUUUUUUUUCGUGUGAAUCGUGAGAGGCAUUUUUUGCAUUAUGUGGACAUUGUUAAUUUUAUGGUGCCGCUUCUUUCUGGUCCUUUGCUUGUGUUACUUCAGCUUUUUACUUGCGACUGUGAGAUUGGAAAUGGUAUUUAGAUGGCUUAUCAUAUCAUGAUGUCCUGCUGCUUUCUAAAGCAGUUAACCCUUGAUAAUGUUCUUACAUUCAUGUUUAUGUCAAACAAACCUGGAAUUAUUUGUGCCUUUUGCGUUCACGUGCGUGAAGUGUAAUUCUGUUCAAUGAUGCGUGUUGAACUGCUAACUUUGACUGAUAAAUUGAAGUCGUAUGGUGUGCAUUAACCUCAAAGAGAUAGAAGCAUCCUUAAGAUUACAUUGUGCAGUAUCUAUACCACUCGCUCUGUUGCUAAGCAAAGUAAUCCCUCUCUAUAAUCCUUGGCAUUAUUUAUCAGUAAGAGUGUAAUAUAUUCCUUCACUGCUCUUUGAUUUGAGAAAAUUAUCAGAUGACUGCCUCAACUAACUUGCCCCGACUUGUGAAAACGCCUCAGCAAUAAGCUUCUUUGACAUUAGUUGCUGCGAAGAUUGUUAGAUUUAAAUUUUACGUAAUGUAGCACUUCAAGCAGCCUGGUCCUGUAGCAUUGAAGUAUUUUCAGUUUAAAACAAAUUUUGCUGUUUAUUUUCUUUUUUGGGGCAAGUUUUUGUUGCGAUAUUUCUAUUGCUUUUAUUGUAGAAGGCAGCGUAGAUUUAGUUCAAUUUUGCUCUGUGUGUUGGAUACUUUAAUAUUAUAUUUGGCAAGAGUAACUUCUAAAAAUAUUUUCUUGCGUCUUGCAUCAUUCCAUGGUAACGUGAAAGUAUAGAGAACUCCGAGCUAGGCUUCGUAGUUAUCUUAUUAAAUUGAUUUUCA
Hyalella azteca is the source of this 1870-nucleotide messenger RNA. RefSeq names its product ADP-ribosylation factor 4 (gene Arf102F). Gene Ontology annotation, biological process: intracellular protein transport; vesicle-mediated transport. The record is from RefSeq and is a predicted model, not a curated record. Gene Ontology annotation, molecular function: GTPase activity; GTP binding. Gene Ontology annotation, cellular component: plasma membrane; cytoplasm. NCBI's taxonomy places the organism in Eukaryota, Metazoa, Arthropoda, Malacostraca, Amphipoda, Hyalellidae.